AUGCAUUAAAUAACAACUCUUGAAACUGACACUCCCAAAAAAUUGAAUAAAUUUUCUGUGAGAUCAUUGGCAUUGCCCAGAAUAACCUUGGUUGGUUUUGAAAAAUCGCCUUAUCAUAGUGGAAUUCACGAACACUCUAGUAAUGUCCCUAAACGUUAUAACAGAUAGUAUUAUAAGAUCCAGCAAUCUGCCAAGGAACGAGAUCUGAUUAGCGAUAAAGAUGUAUAUGCCACGCUUUCAAAUAAUCAUGAAGAACCUUACCUAGACCGUAAGCCUAAAGACCUUGUUGGAGACGACGCCUAUAAAUCUUACUAUCACACUUUCAAAAAUAUCAAGCGAAUUCUAGAAUAGAAUCAAUUUGAGAAUAUCACAAAUUCCGUUUAAACCAAUCUAAUCCAAAGAGCAGAAAAGCUUAAAAUAUUACCUUGCAAAAUGGGCCUCAUCAAACUCAAAGGAGAUAAGAAUUCCAUCGCAAUUUAAAACCAGAAAUUUGGUGACAAAUAUGUAGAGGUGUUGUCAGAAGGACUGAAAACAUUGCCAACUAUCCAAGAUUUCAAUUUCAAUCGCAAUAGAAUCAAAGAACAUGGAGCUUCGUAGUUGUUUCCAUUAAUCAGCAAACAAGCUAGAAUUAUUGAGUUUCAAACUAAUUCCAUCGGAUAGAAAGGUCUUGAACCAAUUCUAUAAUGUUUGCCAUUGUAGACAUGCAAGAUCUAGAUUCUCAAUUUAGAAGAUAAUUAAUUAGGAGACACAUUAAUUUCAGACUUGUGUAAGGCCAUGAGUAAGAAUCCAUCUGUAGAGAUGCUCAAUAUAUCAAAGAAUAAUAUUACAAAUGCUGCAUAUUUAUCGAUAAAGUCAAUGAUUGAAUAAAAUGACACUCUUCUUGAAUUAUAUUUGAGAUGGAAUUCAAUUAAAGGAUCUGGAGGUCUUGAAAUAUUCAAGGUCCUUCAAACCAAUAAAAAUAUUAAGGUUCUAGACUUCUCUUAUAAUUUACUUGGAGCUGGGAAUGUCAUUAUUACAGCUCUCAAAGACUUUAUAAUUGAAAAUAAAACAGUAUAACAUUUGGAUUUGUCUGCAAAUGGAUUCUCAUACCAAGAUUGCCUCUAAAUUUCAGAAGCCUUAAAGUCAAAUCACUCUAUUUACGGAUUCCACUUUAGAGGCAAUUUUGGUUAUGUGGAUUCAAAAGGAUUUCUAAUUAUAGACAACAAUAUGAAAAAUUAUAAUUCUAUCCAUGUAGAUCAAAGAAUCAAAGGAGUAUCUCCAAAUCCAAAGCCAUAUGAACACUCUUCUCAUUUUGAGAAAUUAAAAGAUGUUUGCUGGAUUUGUGAUGAAUGGUAAAUGAGUACUUUUGAGUGGAUUCCCAAUCAAAGUGGAGCAUGUUCUGAAGAACCCAUAUUUAUACAUUUUGAUUAUGAAGGUUUUGAGCCUAUAUUUUUAGGGAAACCUGAUUCAAAUGGUAAUUUUAAGACUCAUCGAAUGAUUCCAAAUGGAGAUAUAGAGUAUUUCUACACUGCUAAUUCCAUUUAAAUAGCCAGUCAAUCUGCCCCAACCAAAUAACAUAUUGAGAAGUUCAGAACCAAGGUUACAAUAGCAGAUCAAGUGAUUAAUGUGUUGAUAGAUGAAACUAACCUCGAAAAGUUCUCUAAAUCCAAACCAGUCAUCGAAGAUUGGUAUCCUACAUAUGAUGUUUUACCAAGAACCUAGGAUCCAAUCUAUAUUCCAGCAAAAAGAAAGAAGCAAAAACGAAUUUGGACUUAUCCAAUCUCAAUUUGGGCUCCAAAGUAUAAAUUCGAUACUGAAGAAUUACUGAGGAAAUGCUUUGAAAGAGAUUGGGCUUGUUGUAAGAUAGCGAAGUUUGUGAAGAAAUAGGAGGAGUAGGAUCAAGUAAAGGAAAUGUUAUGGCAAGCCUAUAAACCAAUGAGAGAGACUUAUCGAUUUUAUGCAAGUGUAAAUCCUACUGGAGAUGUGUUUUCAAUGUCAGUGAAUCCAACUUCUGAUUUUGUGAACUAAUGUUAGUUGAUAGAUGGUAAACAAUUGAAAUUGGCUGAUGUGGAUCUGAAAUUUAUAGCAACUUGCAGUGCUUCAUCUAUAGAUUGGAAGGGGAACUACAGAAACCCUGAAAGGUCUUUGGUGAGAUAUCAGAUGAUGGAAUUCUUAGUUAGAUUGUCAGAUGAUAAAUAUGUGAGAUUCAAUCCUUAGGUCAAUAUUGUUUAGGCAACUAGAAUGAUUUUGGAUUAGUGUAUGCCUCAUUUGUCUUAAUUUGAUUGUCAUAAAUGGAGAGCUGAACGUUACUUUGUUGAGUAAUGUGAUGAUGUUUGUAAGAAAUACAAAUGGGUUAUCGAUUAUGUUUACAUGAGGAAUUCAUAAAAGAAGGUUAAGCCAGGUUAACCGCCUUUUAUGUGUUUGGAUGAAUUGAAAGACAUUUGUAAUAAAGCCAAUUUGUAUGAUGAGAAUUUUGUUGAAAGAGAUGUAAAUUUAGCUUUUAAUUUAUCCAUGUUGACAUAAGUUGAUGAAUUGGAAAGUGAUAGAUUGUUCUAAAUGCAAUGGAUCGAGUUUAUGGAGGCUGUUGCUAGGAUUUCUGAAAAAUAUUCACCAAUUGCAAUUGGGAAGAAAGAGGAAAAAGAGUGGAAUUAUGAAUUAAGAUUUUAAUAGCCUUUAUAUUAUAAACUCGAGGCCUUUAUGGUUCAUUUAAUUAAUACACUGGUUGAUGAUGAGACUAAAAAGAAUUGGAAGUAGCCGACCAUUUCUAUGUUUGACGAAGUUGAAGAAGAUGAAUAUUAUUGA
Paramecium tetraurelia is the source of this 2781-nucleotide messenger RNA. RefSeq lists its product as uncharacterized. The transcript is spliced from 7 exons. Lineage: Eukaryota; Ciliophora; Oligohymenophorea; Peniculida; Parameciidae. The record is from RefSeq and is a predicted model, not a curated record.